UAUUUUCAUGUAAUUUGUACUGUAACAUUUUAUUUCUCCGUGUAUAAUAUGUCUUUCUCUUCACCAGUACUGAUAUAUUGAUAUUACCAUAACAAAAACCUUUUCAUCUAUGCGCGUCGGUCCUUCCUCCUUCUCCCACCUCUUCUCCCACUCCUUCCCCCACCCCUUCCCCCACCUAUUGUCCUUGUAGUGGGGUUCGUCUCACAAUCAGUACGUACAUACCGUCAAGGCCGCAUUCCACAGUUGUUAUUAAAUGGUGAUGUGUAUCACGGCUUUUCGUUACUUUAACUUAUAACGCUCAAUUCUUAAUCAUUCGCGAGACUCGAGCAGACAACUUGAGACGUUUUAUAUGUCGCAUUACCUUUCGAAAGACAUCAAAUACAUGAUUAUUCGCGCUCUACGAUUAUUAUAAUUAUAGGUUAUCAGCUUGCGCGAUAGAUUAAUUUUCGCGACAAACGACAUAAGAGUAUAUUGCAAAACGGCUUGUAAGAAUGUAACGGAAGAAUUAUAGUUUUGUGUGAUCGUAGUUAGUGUAUCGUUUUCCCAUCGAUAUAUAUAAUAUUCGCGUCGUGUGCGAUCAACUUCGAGAGUGACGUGCAAAGUACCGUGCAUUAAAUAACCGUAUUUUCGCGAGUGAAUAUUGUGUGAGUGCCAUAAAGAAACAGCGAAGUGAAUAAGAAAGGAAAAAACGAGGAGGAAGAGGCUCUCAGAGAAGUAUUGGACGACAAUGGAACUGUGAUUCGCUAGAAGCUGAGAAUGCGAGAUUGCGCGACGAGCAGAAGGGCGCGGACUGCUGGUGCUACGAAGACACUGAGGUCUGCGGCCGUCGCGGGAAAUGACCAUGACGAGCGUGGCUGUCGCCCCGGGUAGCCUUGGUGCACCACCGUCUAUGCUCACCCCCCAGAUGUAUCAUCUGCAACAGGGCUUGAGCCCGACGUCGGGCUCGCCCGCUUCCGGCAAGAGCUACGACACUUUGAGCAAGGGCAAGAAGUCGUGGAGCGUACGGUUAGGCCUGUCGCGACAGCAUCAUCAGAAUCCUGGGGAUGAUCCCAACAAGGGUGGUUGGGGCACCAUAAGCGGCAGCAGCGUGCUCUCCCGCCAGAUGAUGUACGGCGCCGAUCCGUGGCUUUACGGCACACUGAGAUCGUCGCGGAUCGAACAACCGCGGCCAUUCCUGACACCGCCGCCGCCACCGGGCGCGGCACCGCUGCUCGUGGUAUGUUCUUGCCCGGAAUUCCUCUCCGGCACCGUCAGGAAGCUCGGCAGCUGCCGGAAGUGCGGCGGCCAUCGAGUCGCCGGGUUGCCCUUCGGCGGGACCUGCCGGCUACCGUCAUCCUCGAGGUCCAGACCCAGUCUCGCUGGCGUGUUGAGGACCCCGAUCGACGAUCCGUACGAUCAGAUGCGACGGAACCGGCUGGUGGAACCGAGAUUGCGGGCGCGCAGCAUCUCGCCGCAUCGAUCGUCCGCGCAGCGAGAUUCCAGGAGCCAGAGUAUGAUUUCGCGGGCCGCCACGAAGGAACGGAAGGGCUCGGUCGAGGGUACGUCGUCGUCGUCGUUGUCUUCGUCGAGAUCCGAGUGGUUCGAUAAAGAGGCGAGCGCGGCUGCGAGCUACGACGAUCGUAAAUCGCGACCCGGUUUUUCCGGUGGCGGCAGUGGCGUGUCUUCGGAUGAUUGGAUGCUGGAAGAGACCUCGGAGAGUCACUCGCGGAUUCAUUCUGUCGCGACGACGUCCGCGAGACUGAUUCGCGUUUCGAAAAAGCCGCCAACAAAUCGGAGAAGUGGCCAGGACGAUUGGAAGGAAGGAACGACGCCGAUCUCUGCGGACUCGCGGAGAAGCAUCCUCGAGUGCGAUGUGAAUCCGUAUCUGUUACUGAAGAAGCAGAGAGACGAGGACGAUCUAAGCGACGAUUUAUCGGACAACGCGUUGGAGCAAGACGAUCUCAGAACAAUGUCCAGUCUGUUCGACUCGUCGAAAGUGAAAUCGAUCGAGAGGAUACCGAAUAGAAGCGUUGUGGCGGCGAUUGGUGGUCAGCGAAUCAGGGUGUUCAAUGAGGCGUUCAGGAAAUUUUCGGAUGAUGAGGACGACGAUGACGAUGCGUCUCCGCCAGUCACUAGAAUCCCAAUACCCAAGGUAUCACCGAAGAGACCGCCGAGAAGAUUAAAAGAAGCUCGGCAGACUUUGAAGAGCAUCCUAAAGCGCGGUCGCGUGCAAGAAAGCAAGAGGAAGAAUGUACUCUUCAACGUCGACAACGUGAUAUUCGCACCCGAGAAACCGUCCGAAGCGACGCGACUGUCGUGGAGCAAAAUCGGCAGGAUCGCCAAUUGCAACAAGGAACAACGAAUCAACAGCCCCGGGUCUGAGCGAGAAGAAACGCCGAUUGUGUCGCAGGAACAGCAGGAGAAACCCAAUUUUAUCACGAUUCCGAAUAUCAAGGACCCGAAGGUCGACAGGAUCAGACUCAAGGAACCGAGAAUCGUACCGGAAAUGAAGAAGAUCACGCCGCCCAGUCUCGACAAGAUCAAAAUAGACAAAUUCGUUCCAUCCAGAAAGCCCUGUCGUCCCACCGCGUCUAAGAAGCAGGAUGAAAUCAGCAACAUACAGCGAUCCUCGCCCAACGCUUCAUUAUCGUCAUCGAAGAUCGUUACUGGAGAGGAGGAGAGGACAUUAUCGGGAGAGGGAAGAUUGUUGGAUGAGAAUACCGUCCGAUUCGAAGACGAAACCGAGCUGGAGAUUGAGAUAGAGGAGCUGAAGGACCGUCUGCCAUGCAUUGCUGUGGACGAGAAGGAUCUCAUCUUAAAAUCCGAAGAGAACUCGAGAAAAUCCCUCUUGACACGAAGCCAAAGCGACCGGUCAUUCAGUAGACCGGACGUCUCGGCGGGUGAUGUGCUCUUCUCGGACACGAUGCGAUUCAGUCUGAGCAAGAAGAUCAAGUCGCCGUCGUCGCCGUCGCCGUCGUCACCCAUGGGUACAUGCGCAGUCUCGCGCGAGGACGCAGAUAAGGAAAGUCCGCUGGAAAGAAAAGACAAGACAGAAGAGGUCGAGGCAGAAACAGGCGAACUUAAAGAGUCCGGUUGCGAGAUCGAGGCGAGUGAGAACAUUAAGAUAGUACUCGAGAAUAAAAGCGUUGACGAUGUCGAAAAGGAGUCCGACCCGCCAUUGGACGCGCGUAGCGAUAUUUCCGACGUGAGCAACGAGCAUUUCCGCUCGAUGAGACCCACCAGCUGGUCCCCGCCACCUGGCAGGCAAAGACAUCGUUUCAAGAUCGGUGAUUCCAAUACGGAUGAGAGUCCCGUCAAUUCGAUUAAAGACCAUCGGAGAACAAUUUCAUCGGCAUCCACAACGUCGUGGAACUCGACGAGCUCGUACGGUUCCUCAAAGAUUGAGAUCAACUCCCCCGAGAACAACGUCUGCAAGAUCACAGUGAGUCCGCGUUCAUCACCGCUAGUCCAUCGGUUGCAGAUCGGUCCGAAUUCUAAUUCAAAGGGCGCUAGAAGAACAUCCAUCCUGAUCAACGGUGAUCAGAGUACAAAUGGGGAAUCGGCGCGGGAUAACAAAGUGACUAUCAGCGUCGGUGGAGAAGAUAGCGUGUGUAAUCCGACUGUGAUCUCCGUGAACUCGGAGAAUCCGCCGAAGAUCCAGAGCUCCGCGGAGAAUCGCACUCUAGUGAUAUUAGAGAAUUACAGAUCGAAUAUUGUAGUGGAAUCGGCAAACGAUGACUCGCGUCCUAAACAGAUUGGAAAGGAUAAUCACGUCGUCGAAGGCAAGACGAACUCGAAGACGAAUAACGAAGAAGCACCUGCGUCGACCAGCGAAGAAAUAUCCUCGCUGUGUCGACACGCAGAACAAUCGGCGCCGAAUUUCGAAAAACAAAAGAGAUUGAGCAUCGAAAUGAAGUCUUCGGAAGUUAAUCAGUCUUCGAGAUUUUACACAUCCGACGAGAAAGUGAUGCGUUCGGAGUCUAAAACGCGAUUCAAAGACGUCGAAGAUUCGUCCGGUUUGUCGAAAGAAGCUCUGAUUUCUAAGCUUCUUGAAGAUUCCCUACGAAAAGCUCGCGAGAACGGCGAGAUCCUUGACGAGGACAGCGGUCAGGUCAUUCUGAAGAUCUUGAAGCAAAGUUUGCUGAAAAGUAAAGAGUACGAAAGCUCCGAGUCCACUCUCGAAGCAAAUUACUCGCGAGCGUCCAGCCUGAACUCGGACGGCGAUUUCAUCUCGACGAAUCUCUUUCUCGAGGAAAAUCCCUACGAAGUAAUUAAGGAACCGAUCUACGAGGAGAUACCUGACGAGCCACCGCCAUUGCCGCUGAGUCCGCCACCCACGGAGGAUUACAUCAAGGAUAGAAUUUAUUUUGGCGACGUUGAAUAUUACAAAAAAGUGUCGCCGGGUCAAUUUCUUGGCCCGUAUUUAUCCGAGGAAGUUUUCAAGAAAUCCAAUUCGGAGGAUCUAGCCGAGGCCUACUUGUCCAAGAGUCCCGAAGAUUUCUUCAAGAAGAUGUCGACGUCGCCCGAGGACGAGAACAAUAUCUCCACAAAAUUCGAGCUCUUGAAUUUUCUGAUGGACUCUAAAGACCACACACGUCCUGCGGAAGAGGACGAGGACGAAGACGAAGAUGAGGAAGAUGAUGCCGAGAGAGACUUGGAGGCUCUGUACGAGCAGAAGGAGACGAGCCUGGGCGAUCUCAGCUCUAAAAGCUCGCAGAUUUCCAACGUAUCCGACAGCAGCGAGGAAUGUAACAUCAUUCUAACGAGCUCCCCGGAAACGUUAAAGUCGAGAACAGUCGAUAUAGAGAGAACCGACAGCGGAGUCGGAUCCGAGAGCAGUCAAGCCAGCAGCACUCGUGGUGUUGCGAGACGCUGGAGAACAGGCAAUAACGUCUCUUCCGGUCCAAGAAGCCUUCUGGGCGGGAUACCACAAGUGAUCUCCGGUACUGCGAAGCUGUGCGAGGAUUGCGAGCAGCGACUGGAUCCUCUGAUAACGGACAGCGGCGUGGUUUACGCGCCUUUCGUGUGUCGGAAGUGUUCGAAGAAGCGCGCGGAGCGGAAAGAGAUUAUCACGGAAAUCGUGGAGACCGAGCAAAAGUACGGCAGAGAUCUACAGAUCAUACUCGAGGAGUUCCAUCGACCGAUGCUAAGAGCGGGUCUCCUCACGUCGGAGCAACUGUCGGCGAUCUUUCUGAACGUCGAGGAGCUACUCGAGCAUAAUAUUGUUUUGGCUGAGAAAUUAAAGGACAGCGUGGAACUCGCUCAGGAAUCCGGAGAUGAGGAUCUUCUGACGGUGGACCUGGGUAAGAUCUUCCUCGAGUCGGAGAGGAUGCUUCACGCUUUCGAGAGCUAUUGCACGCGCCAAGGCAGUGCUAGCUUAUUAUUGCAAAACUUGGAAAAGGAAAAGGAGCUUUUACGCAUUUUCCUCAGGGUUUCUCAAAUGGAAAACACGGUUUUGCGAAGAAUGAAUUUGAACUCCUUCUUAAUGGUUCCUGUCCAAAGAGUUACGAAAUAUCCGCUUCUGUUGGCACGUUUGCUCAAGGCAACGCCUUCUGUUCGGCCCGAUAUCCAAGAAGCUAAAAAGAGACUUAAGCAAGCUCAAACGAACAUCGAAUUACACUUGGAACACAUGAAUGCUGAGGCGAAAGAUGUUACAUCGACGAAAUUAUGGAGAAGAAUAUCGAUUAUCCAAAAUGGUAGACGGCCCAUCGGCGAACAGGAUAUGGUGAAUAUCAAGUUGAGAAAGAUGGCUGUCGAGAUUUUGGAAUGGGCUCACGAGGAAGCUAGAUUUGUUCUCGAAGGGCGUCUUCUGGUGGCACAGCCGACUGAUAAUAAUUGGAGACGCGGUCGAACUGUCAAACUCGCACCUGUCACUGCCAUGCUUGUCACAAACGGCAAGCCAAACGCUGAGUAUCCUGAGUUUAACGACGAUUCGCUCUUUCCUAAGCACAUAGGGAUCAAGGAAGCUACUUUACUUCUAGUUAAAGAGAAACUUGGACGAUAUUCUUUACUACGUGAGCCGCUAUAUCUUGAUAAAUGUAUAGUGUGCUGUGAAACGGAUCUCGAAGAUUAUUUCGAAAUACAAGAAUUGUCUUCCAAGGAGACAUUUAUAUUUAAAGCAGAGGACGGCGCGAGAACGAAAAGGUGGUGCAGAACGUUACAGGCUCAUGCACAGUCACUCGGUGCUUGGCGUAAACGUCGAGGAGCCCUUCCCAACAUCAUGAUCUGCGGAGUAGCAAGAAAUUAACAAAGCUUUAGAUGUAAUAAACGCGUAUGUAACUUUACCGCGUGUGUCGUUCGUGAACACGCUUAUCUUGAAAAUAAGAUUUCCAACAGCGGGAAACGUCCUAAACAAUUACAUGAAUGCGUACACGAUCUCCAGAAUAAGUAAUCAUUUUUUGGAGAAAGAAAGAGAAAAAGAACGCGCUGGACCAAAGGAUUUCCUCGGCUCAUCGACACGCGACUGUCGACGAGCAACACGUAAGUCUAGUUUUUAUCGAAUUCAGGUAUAAUCACCUGCAUUCGGUCGUUACAGUACGUUGCAGAAACUUGAGUUUCCUAUGUCCACUGUAAUUAGAAUGUUACGUGACGCUGACUCGCGCACGAUUCCAUCGAUUCCUAAUGAAUAAUUCUAAGUAUCUAUAUAUCAUAUCUCUAUACGCAUAGAAUAUUAUUUAAUAUCUAUAAUUAUAUCCUCCAGAAAACGAGUAGCUGUGAUAUCGACCGGUGUAUUGGGUAUAACAUUUUCUUCUCGCAGAUUAUUUAUUAAUAUUAAGAUCCUUAUUCGCCUUUUAUUUUUCAUUUGCGAUUCUUUUUUCCAGUAUCGCGCUUUAUGAAAAUGACAAUAAUAGAAUAGAUUUUAUUAAAUCCGAGGUAAUAGGGUUUGCAAAUUAAUAAUAUCAAAGGAAUAAUGAUCGCGUGAAUUAUAAAGAGAGAAUAUCAUAAUAAAUACUGUCUCGUACAAUCAGUGAGCAUUGAGGAUUUUCAUAAAAUUAGGAACACAUCUCUCUCUUUUUCUCUACAAUUA
This is a messenger RNA of Camponotus floridanus (Florida carpenter ant), 7006 nucleotides long. RefSeq lists its product as uncharacterized. The transcript has 14 exons. Gene Ontology annotation, biological process: positive regulation of Rho protein signal transduction. The record is from RefSeq and is a predicted model, not a curated record. Gene Ontology annotation, molecular function: guanyl-nucleotide exchange factor activity. Lineage: Eukaryota; Metazoa; Arthropoda; Insecta; Hymenoptera; Formicidae. Bases 836 to 6226 code for a protein of 1796 amino acids.